Auanema sp. JU1783 is the source of this 1851-nucleotide messenger RNA. NCBI's taxonomy places the organism in Eukaryota, Metazoa, Nematoda, Chromadorea, Rhabditida, Rhabditidae. The record is from the annotation of a GenBank genome assembly.
AUGUUGGAAGUUGGCUUAGUUGCCCUUUCGUUUGAACCUGAUGGUAAGAUUAACGAAACAGGCAAUGAAACUAUCAAUUUCAUUGAUAAUGGCACCAAUAUGUUAUGCACCUUGAGAAAUAAUGGUGGAUUAGGACUCACUUGUAAAUCUUUGGAAAGUGACCAAGUUAUAUCGUUGAGAACAAAAGACAAAGGAGCAACUAAACGCGUGAAGUUUUCUCCGAAUAAGAAGUUGGUGAUGUUUCAUAGGCAAUCUUUCUCUGUGGAUAUUGUAAUUGUAAAUACCACAAAUGCCAUGGGGUCAGUUGAGUUUUCCGUGAACUCGAAAUAUCAGGAGCCAUUGAUCGCUGUGGAAUGGCUGAAUGAUUCCCAGUUGUUGCUUGUUAGUAAAAAAUUUAUGGAGCUCGUCACUAUAAAUGAAGCUAAACAAACAUAUAAACUGCAAAAGUCAGCUGUAGUUGCAUCCUCUUGGUGUAUAUUCUAUGCUAAAUGCAAUAUUUGCAUUCUUGGAGACAAUAGAACUAUUCAACCUGUGGUGAUAAAUCAAGGACAAUUCCACAUGAUGAAGAAGUUCGAAAUAGAUUUCGCUGGACCGAAUGAAAAUAUACCAGAAAACGAUGUUUUGGUAACAACACUUUAUGGAAAACUUUAUGUUAUGGUUUUCAAAUGCAAUUCUUCUAAUGGCUUGACUGAUCUAGUUUUGUAUGAGCUAGCUACAGAUGACAAAAGCGCUUCAACGUUGAAGCACACGCUUACUCUUGGCUUCGAGAUGAAUGGGAUAGGAAUCAACAUCAUCGAUAAUCUAGUCAUUGUCCAUCAUCAGCCAUCGCGGAAAUCAAAAAUUUUUGACAUCAAUUUAAGCACUGGUGACGUUCACGAUGCCAUUGUCACAACAUCCAUCACCGCAAGCGAUGGCUGUACUCCAGCUCCUGCUCUCUACUCUAGAAUGUGGAAGAUUUUCCAGCCUUACGCAAUAGCAGAUUCCAUGAUGGGAGUGAUGUAUAAACUCAUAAUCCAAUAUGAUAAAGCAGAGAACUGCAUUGAGGAUAAAUUUGUCCUCAUUCAUUUUCUUAUGAACCGAUCUAAUCAAACUUCAUUAACUAUAUCAACUUUACUAGGAUGUGUCAAGAAGCGGGAGUUAUCUUUGAGAAAGCUAGGAAAAUUAUUUGCUCUGAUUGCUGAAGUCAGUUCUGCUCCUGAUAAAGCGAAUGAAACCUCGAAUGCAAAAAAAGUCAUUAACGUUGUAUACACCUCUCCACUUACCACAUACUUUUCGCAACAAACUAAACUAAUUAGCGGGUUCUUCAUUCCUCUCAAGGACGAUCUUUCAGAAGAUUCAAAGUAUGUGGGUGACAUCAUGUUGCAAUACUUGAAUGCGUUACAUAAAGCGGAAACAGUGGUGGAUGAUUAUUUUCUGGAAUUGCUUGUACAAACUUUAGCGGAUGCAGGAGAGUUGACGACACUGCAUCAACUUGUUACAUAUAGGGUGAUUUCUGAUUUGAAGCCGUUAGCUUCUCUUUUGUUAGGAUAUGAGGCUAGGUGUAAACAACUUUUUCAAUCAGGGGUUGACAUACUCUGCAGGCAGAAAGGAAUCACAGAAAUCAUUGAAGUUCUGCUAUCAAAAGGUUUAGUAAUCGAUGCCGUUAGGUUCUUAGACUCGCCAAGCGGGAAUAUCAACUACAGCCAUGCGAAGUUAAUCGAAGCCGCCAAUCGUAAAAAUAGAUUCGUUCAAUACGCGGUUGUGAGCCAUUUGGCAAGUAAAAAGGGUAAAUCAGCGGAAAUAACAUCUUUUACCGAAGAUGAGAUAAAGGGAGCGGAAAGAGAGGUUGCUCUCAACAUACUGUAUGAUUAA